CCCUCGGGGGGCCGAUGGCUGUCCGCGGCGCUAGCACCUUGACGCCUUUCUCCAUCCAGGCGAUACUUAACAAGAAGGAGGAGCGGGCGGGCCAGCGCGGAUCGGUCCGGGGGGCCGCGGCCGCCGCUCCAGCCUGUUGCUGGCGGCUUUUUGGAGACACGGACUCCGGGGCCGUGGGGGGAGCGGGGGAGACGCUGCUGCUGCCCUCCCCCGCGGGGCCCAGAGCCGCGGCGGCCGCGGCGGGGGCCGGGGGCCGGGCGGCGGGGAGCCCCAGGGGCUGGGACUCGGACUCGGCUCUGAGCGACGAGAACGACGGCGAGCGGCGCGGGCCGGCGGAGGCUGCGGGACUGGCGGGGCUGGCCGGCGGCGCGGGCCGCCCCCACGAGACGCCGCCGGGCCCCGAGGCCCAGGCCAAGGAGCUGGAGGACGAGCCCCCCGGCCUCAGUGACAGCGAGAUGUCAGCCAGCGUCUCAGCAGAUCGCAGCCCCCGGACGGAGGAGGACGCGGGCGGCGGAGGCAAGUGCGAGCCGCUGCUGUGCGCCGGAGGCCCGGGCGAGGAGGAGCCGUCGGCGCCCAAGCCCCGCAAGAAGCGCUCGCGGGCCGCUUUCUCGCACGCCCAGGUCUUCGAGCUGGAGCGCCGCUUCAACCACCAGCGCUACCUGUCGGGCCCCGAGCGGGCCGACCUGGCCGCCUCGCUGAAGCUCACCGAGACCCAGGUGAAGAUCUGGUUCCAGAACCGGCGCUACAAGACCAAGCGCCGCCAGAUGGCCGCGGACCUGCUGGCUUCGGCUCCGGCCGCCAAGAAGGUGGCGGUCAAAGUGCUGGUGAGGGACGAUCAGAGACAGUACCACCCGGGCGAGGUGCUGCGGCCGCCCUCCCUGCUCUCCCUGCAGCCCUCCUACUACUACCCCUACUACUGCCUCCCGGGCUGGGCUCUCUCCACCUGCGCGGCCGCGGCGGGCACCCAGUGAAGGCGGGCGCCCCGUGAAGGACGGGCACCCAGAGAAGGGCGGGCGCCCGGUGAAGGACGGGCACCCUGUGAAGGACGGGCGCCCUGCGAACGACGGCCACGGCUCGAGCCGCUGCCCCGCCGCCUCCCCCGGGCCAUCCGAGGGCGAGAGCUCCAGGACACUAUUUAUUACGAUUUCUUGACUUGGGCUACCCCGGCUCUUGGAUCUGAGGUGGCUUUUCGUUAAGGACGGGGGAAGGAAGGGGAUUUGGGGGGCGGGCGGUUUAAAGGCGCGGGGGCGGCCGGGGAACCGUUACUCGCCACGUUGCCCGACUUCCCAGACAUGACACAGCAAGCCGAGAGUUCCGUCCGUUCGGCCAAACGAGUUCAUGGUAUCCAUGCUAGCGAGAUAUUUGUAUAUAUAUAUCUAUCUAUUUUUUUAAUUGGAUUGAGAUGGAGUCAGGGGAAGGGGUUCGAUUCGAUCCCAGAGGAGUCGUGCCGAGGGCAGCGCGGAGGAUGCGUCGGAAGGAUCGCUGCCGGCUGGGUCGUUUUCAUUUGGGUUUGGUGUCUCAGUGCCUGUCCCCGCCCCCCACCUCCUCCGGCGCCCGAGUCUGUGACCCCGCACGGGCCCCGUUCUGCGCCGAAUGUAAGUAAGCCUCGUUUUACGCCCCUUGGGUCGCUGUCCGCGGCCAGCUCCCGGGACCCCACGCGGCCUAGCGAGGCCCGAGCGAACGCAGUCGAUCCACCUUGGGGGAGACUUUCCCGGAGACUCUCGCCUUUCUUUCUUUCUUUUUUUAAAGGGAGUUACGACUCGUAGCACUUUCCAGCUGUAUUAAAAUUAUUAUUGUUGUUAUUAUUUUUGUAUCCAAUGGGAAUAUUUCUAGUCAGUGUUUUGAAACCGUUGUCUACAGAUAGAGAUCUGCAGCCUCUCCAGUGCCUUAAGCCCCUUCCCCUUUUCUCUCCUGGUUCCUCCCCUGCCCCCUCUCCCCCCUCCCCUCCCAAUCCAGAAGAAAACAAGCUAUCUAGCCUGUUGUCCAGCGCUUCCCGAGGCUGUCUUCCAGGUCACCUCUUCGCUUCUCAAAGGCACCAUGCACUCAACCAGAAUAUUAAAAGAAUUGGGAAUAUUUGUAAGCUAUAUCUGCUUUUAUUUUUUAAUUUAUAAACUUUAGUUGAACACACGGUUCCGGA
Messenger RNA from Antechinus flavipes (yellow-footed antechinus), 2137 nucleotides. It is a transcript of the gene NKX3-2, whose product is annotated as NK3 homeobox 2. Gene Ontology annotation, molecular function: RNA polymerase II cis-regulatory region sequence-specific DNA binding; DNA-binding transcription factor activity, RNA polymerase II-specific. Gene Ontology annotation, biological process: regulation of transcription by RNA polymerase II; cell differentiation. The transcript has 2 exons. NCBI's taxonomy places the organism in Eukaryota, Metazoa, Chordata, Mammalia, Dasyuromorphia, Dasyuridae. The record is from RefSeq and is a predicted model, not a curated record. The coding region runs from base 15 to 971 and encodes 318 amino acids. Gene Ontology annotation, cellular component: nucleus.